UUUAUAUAAACGUACCCUGAUUCUGAUUGGAUGACUCUGCGUGUCACGUGACGUGUUUUACCGCUGUCAACAUGGCCGCCGAGGAUCUGCCGUCUGAAUUUGACGUCGUCAUUUUGGGCACAGGUCUUGCUGAGUCGGUCGUAGCAGCGGCUUUCUCCAGAGUCGGCCAGAGAGUUCUUCACAUCGACAGGAGGAGUUAUUAUGCUGCUAACUGGGCCAGCUUCACCUUUAACUCUCUACUGACCUGGAUACAGCAGCACCAUGAGGAGCCUCAGCCAGAAGAGCUUCAGGAUUGGUCCAGCCUGUUGGAGGAAGGGGAGGAGCUGAUCUACCUGUCAAACUCUGACUCUGCCUCCAUCAGAAACGUGCAGGUGUUCUGCUUCACCAGUGAAGAAGACGAAGAGGAGGGAGCUCCAAGCACCAAAGAAGACGACCGAGGAGCAGCCGAUGGAGACGCUGUUAAAGAAACGCCAGAAAGUCAAUCUGCAGAUGCAAAAGAUAAAGCAAAAAAACAAAAAGCAGAGGAGGAGGAGGAGGAGGAGGAGGAAGAACAGGCCUCCCAAACAAAGGGGGAGGAGCUGUCCGCUGCUCAGAGCCAAUCGGAAGCAACCAGGAAGAAGAUCAGCUACGCUCAACUGGUGAAGGAAGGACGCAGGUUUAACAUCGACCUGGUCUCCAAGCUGUUAUACUCUCGCGGCUCAUUGGUCGACCUGCUCAUCAAAUCAAAUGUCAGUCGCUAUGCAGAGUUCAAGAACGUCACCAGGAUACUCACGUAUCGCCAUGGAAACGUGCAACAGGUGCCCUGCAGCAGAGCUGAUGUGUUUGCGAGUCGUCAGCUGUCUGUUGUCGAAAAGAGGAAGUUGAUGCGUUUCCUGACUUCUUGUGUCGAGGAAACGGACGAGCAGCGAGCUUACAAAGCUCGUCCAUAUUUGGAGUUCCUGUAUGACCAGCGGCUUGGUGAGAACUUGCAGCACUUCCUGUUCCACUCUAUCGCCAUGGCAACAGAAGACACAACCACAGAGGAGGGCCUCGCCUCCACGCGACACUUCCUGCGCUGCCUGGGUCGCUAUGGAAACACACCCUUCCUGUUUCCGGUCUACGGCCUUGGAGAGAUACCCCAGUGCUUCUGUCGGAUGUGUGCUGUGUUUGGAGGAAUCUACUGUCUGAGACAUUCAGUCAACUGUCUGCUGGUGGAAAAGGACACAAACCGGUGUAAGGCAGUGAUUGACAGCCGAGGACAGCGAAUUAGCUGCAGACAUUUUGUUGUGGAGGACGGCUUUGUGGCAGUGGAUCGUAAGAAGCGGGCCACACCCCCCAGGUUUCUCUCCAGAGCCGUUCUCAUAACUGACAGCUCUAUUCUGCCCAGUAGCUCUGACCAACAGGUCUCCAUGGUAACGGUUCCUCCUGUAGCAGCAGGUUGUCCCACGGUGAGGAUGGUGGAGCUCUGUCCGUCCACCAUGACCUGCAUGGCAGGAACACAUUUGGUCCACCUCACCUGUCAGUCAGUUGGCUCCGCCUUUGAGGAUCUGUCACCGUUGGUUACCACAAUGUUCCGCACUACAGAGUCACCUGACCGAGAGACAAGUCCGUCCGUCCUCUGGUGUCUCUACUUCAACAUGGCUGACGGCUCGGGGUUGGACGUCAAAGGUCACGACCUUCCGUCCAAUGUGUUUGUGUGCUCCGGCCCCGACGGAGGUCUGAGUCACGAGCACGCCGUCCGACAGGCUGAGUGGAUUUUUAAGCAAAUUCUUCCUGAAGAAGAUUUCUGUCCUCCAGCUCCGAAUCCCGAAGACAUAAUCUACAACGGAGAAAACGCCUCCUCUACAGGAGAGGAGGAGGAGGAGGAGGAGGAGGAACAAAACAAGCAGGGGGAAGGAGGAGAGGAAUGGAAGGAGGAGGGGAAAGAAGAAGGAGUGAAGCAGCAGGAGGAGGAGAGGAGGGAUUAG
This is a messenger RNA of Gasterosteus aculeatus aculeatus (three-spined stickleback), 1946 nucleotides long. RefSeq names its product CHM Rab escort protein (gene chm). NCBI's taxonomy places the organism in Eukaryota, Metazoa, Chordata, Actinopteri, Perciformes, Gasterosteidae. Gene Ontology annotation, cellular component: cytosol; nucleus; Rab-protein geranylgeranyltransferase complex. The record is from RefSeq and is a predicted model, not a curated record. Gene Ontology annotation, biological process: intracellular protein transport; small GTPase-mediated signal transduction; protein geranylgeranylation. Gene Ontology annotation, molecular function: GDP-dissociation inhibitor activity.